AUGUCUGAAAAAGUGGAGGAAACUGUGACAAAUCCUGAAAUAAUAAAUUAUGAAUCAUCUGAAAAGAAAUUUGAAAAUGUCAGUGAUCCGGAAUUAUUAGAAUCAGAAACAAGUUCAAGUUUAUCAAAAGAAAUAGAUCCAAUUCAUGAAACAAAUAAUUUAGCUCAAGAGUUAGGAAUUAACCAAAGAAAACUACAAUGGAAAAUUGAUUUCUGUGUGUUAAUUCCAGUUUGUUUACUUUACUUCCUUGCAUUUUUAGAUAGGGUAAAUAUUUCAAAUGCAAAUCUUUAUGGAUUACAAAAAGAUUUAAAUAUGACUGGAACUCAAUAUAAUACUGCUUUAACAAUGUUUUUUGUUCCAUAUAUUUUCUUUGAAUUAUUAGGGAAUUAUGCAAUUAAAUUUGUAAAACCUCAUAUUUGGUUAUCAGGUUCAGUUUUUUUAUUUGGAUGUAUAACUAUUGGAAUUGCUUUUGUAAAAACAGUGGGACAACUUUAUGCAACUAGAUUCUUAUUAGGUGCUACUGAAUCAGUGUUAUUUUGUGGUGUAUUUUAUGUCCUUGCUACUUAUUAUGCUCAAAAGGAAAGUCUCAAAAGGUUUACUGCAUUUUUCUCAGUUACAUCAUUAAGUGGUGCUGCUAGUGGGCUGAUUGCUUAUCGAGUACAUGAAUUAGAUGGACAUGCAGGAUUAAGUUCAUGGCGUUGGUUAUUUUUAAUACAAGGAGUUGCUACAGUUGGAUGUAGUUUCAUAUUAUUUUUCACAAUUCCAGAUUUCCCUGAAACUAGUAGAUUUUUAUCAAAUAUUGAAAAACAAUUUUUAAAGAAAAAAUUAGAAUUUCAUGCUGGGAUUAAAUCAUCAUAUGAAAUUAAAAAUUCCAUAUGGGAUGCAUUAAAAUGUUUAAAAGAUUGGAUGAUUUGGUUCCCAACUUUAGCUUAUUUUGGUUUAAUUAUUGGACUGUAUGGAUUUGCUUUCUUUAAUGCAAGUAUUGUUUUUGAAUUAGGAUAUACUGCCGUUGCAGCUCAACAACAUUCAGUUUUUCCUUGGGUUUGUUCAUUUGGUGUAAGUAAUGUCGUUGCAUUUUUUUCUGAUUAUACUGGAAAAAGAGUUCCAUUUGUCGUUGGAUCAACUGUUGUUGCAAUUAUUGGUUUAAGUAUGGUUUUAGGAGCUGCAAACAAUCCAUCGGUGAGAUAUGGUGGUUGUUUCUUAGCUGCUAGUGGUUUAUAUACAGCAAUGCCAGUUUUAGUAUGUUGGACUGCAUUAAAUAAUGGAUCACAUAUUAAAAAGGCAAUCAGUCUUGCAACUCAAAUAGGAUUUGGAAAUAUUGGAGGUAUUAUAGCUACAUUUAUAUUUUUAUCAAAAGAUGCACCAAGAUACAUUCCAGGUUUAAGUGUAUCAAUAGCUGCUGCAUGUUUUUCAAUCUUUUGUGCAUUAGCAUAUUGGUUCUUAUGUUACAGAUUAAAUCAAGCUAAGAAAACAGAUGCAUACAAACAAAAAUUUAAUGAAUUAAAUGAAAGAGAUCAAAUCAAUUCUGGUGAUAGAAAUCCUGAUUUUGUAUAUAUAUCUUACUAUCUACGCUCGAGUAAUGUGAAAUCAAUCCAAUCAAUCAUGUCAAAAAACGAAUAUUACAACACACCAGAAGGACCACCACCAGGAUUCAAUCAAGGUUAUAACCAGCAAGGUUCAAGUCAUAUACCACCUUCUCAACCUUCAUAUAAUUUUCAAGAUCAAGAUAGAGGAUUUGGUUAUCAUAAUCAACAACAAGGAUAUGGACAAGGUCCACCACCGCAAGGCUACGGCUACGGUCAACCACAAUAUGUACCUCAACCACAAGGUUACUAUCAACAACAACAACCGAUGUAUGUGCAACAACAAAGAUCGAGUAAUAAUGAGGAUUGUUUAAUGGCUUGUUUGGCUGCUAUGUGUAUAUGUUGUACAUUAGAUAUGAUAUUUUGA
Lodderomyces pseudojiufengensis is the source of this 1950-nucleotide messenger RNA. It is a transcript of the gene TNA1, whose product is annotated as Tna1p. Gene Ontology annotation, molecular function: transmembrane transporter activity. The transcript has 3 exons. The coding region runs from base 1 to 1950 and encodes 649 amino acids. Gene Ontology annotation, cellular component: plasma membrane. Gene Ontology annotation, biological process: transmembrane transport. Lineage: Eukaryota; Fungi; Ascomycota; Pichiomycetes; Serinales; Debaryomycetaceae. The record is from RefSeq and is a predicted model, not a curated record.